UAAGAAACAAAUAAUAAUAAAUUAACAAACAUAGAUUGCAAAAUGGAGUCGUUGCAGCAAUCAUCUGGAAAGAGUGAAGUCUACCAUGAAAGGAAGAAAAAUGAUAGAGAUAAAAAGAGGCAACUAGAGAUCGCUAUUGUAGCCAAACAAGAUCAAGUCCUGACUAAACUCCCCCGGUGUUUUCCAAGGAAAGGAUGGGAAUGUUUUGCUUUUCGAGGUGGCUAUCUUCAAAAUUAUUAUUUGAUUAGGCAAAUGUCCAGGCUUAAAUGAGAUAUCUGAGAGAUAGAAAAAAUAUCUAUUAUUAUUUCAAAGAAGUCAGAUAUCAGCAAAUAUGCAGACUUGAUACAAAAUUUGUUUCCCAUGAAAUGCAAUAGUUUGAUAGUAAAAUAAUUCAAAUUGGUGCAUGACUCAAUGGAACUUUAAGAAAUACUUCAAAAAGAUUUAUCCAACUUUGUGUUUUGUCACUACAGAGUUUCGCUUAUACGAUUCUAUUCUUGAAACCAAAGAUGUUGCAAGAAUACUUUCAUGAUGAAGGCAUCUAGGCUUUCUCUCAUUUCAAAAGUGAAGAAUCAUACCUCAAACUUGAACUUUGCCGAAGAUUACUGGAAUUAAACUGAAAACUCUCAAAUUUGCUCAAUGCAAGCCAAUAGACAAUGAUUCACUCAAAGAAGCUUUGUAUAGUGUGUUUCAGAAUCUGAUCAACUUAAUAUUGAACUCUACAUUUACAAUGAGCCUGGAGUAUCUCCAAUACAGUGUCUCUUCUAAUAUAUUCAGCCAACAGGAAAUAGCCAAAGAGUUCAAUUGCCCUUCAGCUCAAAUAUUAGUUUCCAAAGGCCAGCGUUCAGUCUCCAUAUCCUUCAAUCCGUGAUUCAAUAAUUCUAAUUCAACUUAA
Moneuplotes crassus is the source of this 892-nucleotide messenger RNA. NCBI's taxonomy places the organism in Eukaryota, Ciliophora, Spirotrichea, Euplotida, Euplotidae. The record is from the annotation of a GenBank genome assembly.